Messenger RNA from Schistosoma rodhaini, 1942 nucleotides. Lineage: Eukaryota; Metazoa; Platyhelminthes; Trematoda; Strigeidida; Schistosomatidae. The record is from the annotation of a GenBank genome assembly.
AUAUCACGCAGCAAUUCGACUCGUACGUUACUUUUGUAAUGAAUUUAGAGCUUUUAGAAGCGUUUCAUCAGAAUUACCCAGAGGCUGCAGAUGGUUACCUAGAACGAAUUAAAAAAGAUGAUGGAAGUAAAGACGCUGGCUGUGCCACUUAUGCAAUAACAUUGCAGUUCAAUAGAGUUGGGAGUCUCUUAGCUAUUGGAUGCAAUGAUGGGAGGAUAGAAAUCUGGGACCAUGUCACAAGACGUAUUUCCAAAGUCCUGGUAGCACAUGCACAUCCAGUUUGUUCCCUAAGUUGGAGUAGAGACAGCAAAAGGCUUCUUAGUGCUUCCACUGACAAUACAGUCUCUAUCUGGAAUGUACUAUCGAGUGCUUGUGAGCAAACAUUCCAAUUUCCUUGUCCUGUGAUGAAGGUUCAAUUCAAUGCAAGAAAACCAGACCAACUGCUUGUUUGUCCGAUGAGACAUGCCCCAGUAGUUAUUAAUAUUCCAAGUGGUGCUCCAACUAUCAUACAACCGGAAGAUGAAAAUGACCUUAGUAUUGUUGCAUCAUAUGAUCGUCGUGGUCGUUAUAUUUAUACUGGGAACUCAAAAGGCAAAGUUUGUAUAUAUGAAACGAAAGAUUUCCAGUUGAUCAGCUCAUUUAAAUCGACAUCAGCAGCGAACGCUGCCAUUAAAUCGAUAGAAUUCGCUAGACGUGGGGAAUAUUUCCUACUUAAUUGUGCUGAUCGAGUUAUUCGAGUGUAUAACUGUGAAGAUGCAUUGAACGCAAAUGUUACGGAUCCGGAGCCGAUAAAAAAACUGAAAGAUCUUGUAACUGGGAGUCAUUGGAGAAAAUGUUGUUUCUCUGGUGAUGGUGAAUAUAUUUGUGCUGGUUCAAUGAAACAACAUUCUAUUUAUUUAUGGGAACGGGCUAGUGGAACAUUAGUAAAAAUUUUACAUGGUCAAAAAGGUGAAACAUUAUUAGAUGUUGUUUGGCAUCCUUUACGACCUAUUAUUGUUUCUAUAUCGAAUUCAGUAACUAAAGAACAAGUAUCUAUAUGGGCUCAAACACAAGUGCAAAACUGGUCAGCUUUCGCCCCAGACUUUAAAGAACUCGAUGAAAAUGUGGAAUAUGAAGAAAGAGAAUCGGAAUUCGAUGUUGAAGAUGAAGAUAAAAUGAUUGAAGAGAAUAAAAACGCAAUUUCUUUGAAAUCAUUACAUACAAAAUGUUAUAAUGAUGAAGAAGAAGAUGUAGAAAUCGAUAUUGAAACUAUGGAACCAGUACAAGCUUUACUAAGCAGUGAUGAAGACGAAGAAUGUGAAGAUAUUCUAAUGUAUUUAUCCAUUUCUCCAGAAGUGGAUAAUCCAGAUGAUUUAUCCGGUGGAGAAGAAUCUGUCAGUACACAGAAUUCUGAACGACCAGCAACUGGUUUAUCAAAUAGAAAACGUCCUGAUUCUCCAUCUAUGCAAUCUAAUGGACCAUUAUCGAAACAUUCAAAAUCAUUAGAUCAAAAUCAAUCUAUACCACCGACAGUGUCAAUUCAUUUACCCGGUGCACAAAGCGAUGAGGUUCAUCCACUUGUUGGUAAUCGUAAACAAUCAGUUAAAUCUAUCUCAGGUACCAAUCAUCAUCAUCACCAGCAUGAUUCAUCAACAAAACUUACUAAUCAAUCAUCAACAACCUAUGGAUUAAGUAAUUCACGUAAAAAUAAUACACGACAACGUGAUCGUGUCAAACCAAGGAAAUGAUGAUUAUGGUUAUUAUUAUUCUAUGUUACAUUGGUAUUUGUAUAUUGAACUCAUUUUUGUUUCUCUCUUUAUUUAUAUUAUCGAAAUGUGUAGUAUUGUCGUGUUAGUUAUUCUGGUGACUUACAUGCUUAUUAUGCUACAUUUUCAAAUUCUUCAUGUACAUUAAUACUAUAAGCCUUUAAAAAUAUACAUCACUUAUAAUAAAGUUCAGAGAG